GGGGGAUCUGCUUCCGGGUGGGCCUUCCUGGUCGCGGUUAGGAGCGGCGGCGGCGGCGGAGAGUGAGCUGCGGUGGCCGAAGAGCCUCGGCUGGAGGAAAGCCGAAGGACAUGUCCUCCGAAUCCAGCAAGAAGCGGAAGCCGAAGGUCAUUCGCAUGGAUGGAGGGCCACAGGAAGGCAAGAGGAGCAGAUCGGACCUUGAUCAGGAUGCCAGGUACUACAGCGAAGAGGCCGAGGUGGAACUGCGAGACCCAAACCGAGAUUACGAGCUGUACAAACAGACAUGCCAGGAUCUUCAGAGGCUGAUGGCGGAGAUCCAGGAACUGAAGAGCAAAGGGCACAAAGACAGUGCCGCGGAGAUCGAAGAGCGACGGAUCCAGAGCUGCGUCCACUUCAUGACUCUGAAGAAGCUCAACCGCUUGGCUCAUAUUCGGCUGAAGAAGGGGAGGGACCAGACUCACGAGGCAAAACAGAAAGUCGAUGCUUAUCACCUCCAGCUCCAAAAUUUACUCUACGAAGUGAUGCAUUUGCAGAAGGAGAUCACAAAGUGUUUGGAGUUCAAAUCGAAGCACGAGGAGAUCGAGCUGGUGAGCGUGGAUGAGUUUUAUAAGGAGGCCCCUCCCGAAAUCAGCAAAUCGGACAUUACGCUCCACGACCCCCACGAGCAAACCCUCUCUCGCCUCGACUGGGAACUGGAGCAGCGCAAACGGCUGGCAGAGAAGUACGAAGAAAGUUUAGCCAACAAAGAGAAGAUCCUCAAAGAGAUAGAAGUGAAGAAAGAAUAUCUGAGCAAUCUCCAGCCUCGGCUUAACAGCAUCAUGCAGGCCUCUCUUCCUGUCCAGGAGUACUUUGCCAUGCCUUUCGACCAAGUUCACAAGCAAUAUGAAACAGCCAGGCAUCUCCCACCCCCACUCUACGUCCUCUUUGUCCAAGCCAGCGCCUACGGCCAGGCCUGUGAUAAGAAGCUGGCCGCGGCUAUCGAAGGAAACGUAGAGGAAGCCAAAGCUCUUUGCAAACCUCCGGAGGACUCUCAGGACGACGAGAGCGAUUCCGAUGUGGAGGAGGAGCAGACUACGAAACGUCGCCGACCAACUUUGGGGGUGCAGCUGGAUGACAAGCGGAAAGAGAUGCUGAAGAGGCACCCUCUGUCCGUCACCAUCAACUUGAAAUGUAAAGAUGGCAGUUUGCUGCUCCUGACCUUUUACUACUUGAUGAACCUCAACGUCCUGACCGUCAAGGCCAAGAUGACGGCAGCCACGGAGAUGACGGUGCCCAUCAGCGCUGGGGACCUGCUGUGCCCUGAUUCUCUUCUGAGCUGCCUCUAUCCUGGGGACCACGGAAAGAGGACCCCAAACCCCGCCAACCAGUUCCAGUUCGACAAAGUGGGCAUCCUCACCCUGAACGACUACGUGCCUGAACUGGGCCACCCAUACGUGUGGGUGCAAAAAUUGGGAGGCUUGCACUUCCCCAAGGACCAACCCCAGAACCCUGUGGUCGCCGAUAACUCGCUGAGUGCUAGCCACAUGGAGAGGACCAUGAAACUGCUCAAAACGAGGUUGGAGUCGCGCCUGGCCCUUCACAAGCAAUUUGCUUCCCUCGAACAUGGCAUUCUGCCCGUCUCCCCUGAGUCUCAGCACCUCUUCCCCACCAAGAUUGUGUCGCAUUUGGUGAAGUGGAUGUCCCUCACUUACGAAGAUUACUUGGAGCUGCCUUACACUAAAGACGUGGUUGAGUCCGGUUUGGCCGAAGAUACUCACCUCUAUUACUUGGCCCUGAUCGAAAGAGGCACCGCCAAGCUCCAGGUCGCCGUGGUUUUGAACCCCGGCUAUUCCUCCAUCCCGCCCGUCUUCAGCCUGUGCUUGAACUGGAAAGGAGAGAAAACCAACACCAACGAUGACAACAUUCGGGCCAUGGAGAGUGAGGUCAACGUCUGUUACAAAGAACUCAGCGGCCCCAAGCCGGGCUACCAACUCCUCACCAACCAGUUGCAACGCCUUUGCGUUGUCCUGGAUGUGUACCUGGAGACGGAGACGCACGACAACAGCGUGGAGGGGCCUAAGGAAUUUCCCCAGGAGAAAAUGUGCCUGCGCUUGGCCAGGGGGCCCAGCCGGUUGAAACCCUUCAAAUACAACCAUCCUCAAGGCUUCUUCAGCCAUCGCUGAGCCCAGCAGCAGCAGCUGCGAGUCCCACUAGGCCACGCUUCCCAAGCGAAGGGAAUUAUUUUGGGGUCUGGAACUGAUGCAUUUCUGAUGGAUUUCAGCUUCGUCCUGCUGAAGCCACGCUGGAGAAGAGAAGCCAAGCAGCCAUUCCUCCCAUCUCUUGUGGAAAUCGUUCCGAAGGCAUUAAAAUUGAGUAAAGGGUACAUUUGAAGUCCUUACGUAUUAAAUAUUUUGAACCAAUAAAGGAGGAUAUUUGUA
Molecule: messenger RNA, 2417 nt
Organism: Pantherophis guttatus
Lineage: Eukaryota; Metazoa; Chordata; Lepidosauria; Squamata; Colubridae
Gene: THOC5
Product: THO complex subunit 5
Biological process (GO): mRNA export from nucleus
Cellular component (GO): THO complex part of transcription export complex
Molecular function (GO): mRNA binding
Source: RefSeq, a predicted model, not a curated record